AUGGACGCGCCGGAUUCGGAUUUCGAUAUAAAGCUGCAGAAGAUAUCUGGUGACCUGAUCGCCGACCUUGACCGGGCUCUGACUACAUCAAUCCGCAAACCUGAUGGCCACGGCGGAACUCAGGUUCUCGACAUGUACCAGGAGCUUCCACAACUCCUAGAUCCUCACUUACCGAAAUGGAUCCCUCUUUUGGCAGAGUCGUAUCUAGAAUACUCCCAAAUGCGGCGCAGAAUCAAGAAGGCUGCUGAUCAGUCUGGUCUUCUUGUGCCCGUUGACUACGCAAUCUGCAGGAUCCUUUAUAGUUUCUGCAAAGUUCGCGGGGAAAAGGUCAUAAUUCGUUUUUUAAAUGCGGAAACUAGGUAUCUGGAGGUUCUUCUUUCGGCCAUCGAAGAAGCAGAGGAGAAGUCACCCACCACUGGCGAAUCGCAGACCCAUGGAUGGGAGUGGGAGCAACGGUACGUUGUGCUUCUUUGGCUCUCGCACCUUUUGUUGGCCCCGUUUGACCUGUCGACCAUUUCGACACUGGAUAUGGAAGAGUCUGCCGUUGCCCCUAUUCCGGGCUUUGAAUGGCCCGAGAACUUGCCUGGAAUUACAAUCAGAGUGAUUCCCCUAGCUAUCAAGUACCUCUCUUCUCCUGGCAAGGAGAAGGACGCAGCAAAGGCACUGUUGGUAAGGGUAGCUAUGCGGCGAGACAUGCAACAGCUUGGUGUAUUGGAUGCCCUGGUUCGCUGGGCAUUGGCUUCGCUUCGACCACGGGGGGAAAAUCCUGCCCAGUCAACCUAUUUCUACCUGGGCGUAUUGUCAUUCUUGGCAGGAGUGUUGCAAUCAUCAGCAGAGACCUCGGAUAUGGACAAGUAUCUGCCUUCCGUAUUCCAGUGCGUCCACGACAUCCCACUCGGCAACAAUGAGGUAUCGAAAUCCAUCAUCAAACUGGCGUUGGUGAGGAAAAUGAUUUUAAAAGUCAUCCGAUCGGUUAUUGCAUCUUUACUGCGACAGAACCGGCAGAGCAUGGCUAAUACGGAGAUGACGGAAACAGCCAUUGGCUAUCUGCUGGAUAGUGUUUCUGACAACGAUACCCCGGUCCGGUUGUCAGCCAGCAAGGCAUUGAGCAUCAUUACCCUCAAAUUAGAUCCCGGAAUGGCUUCACAGGUGAUUGAAGCCGUGCUAGACUCGCUUAAUAGGAACAUUCUCUGGACAAAACCAGUUGGCGGCCAAGCGGGAAAACCUACCAGGAAUUUGUCGGCUGUCAAUCCGCUGGAAUGGCACGGCUUGAUGCUCACGCUUUCUCACUUGCUUUAUCGCCGAUCUCCUCCAGCGAAGCAACUCUCGGACAUUAUUCAUGCGCUUCUUCUAGGCUUGUCGUUUGAACAACGAAGCACGUCCGGCGGCAGCGUGGGCGCCAAUGUUCGCGAUGCCGCCUGCUUCGGCAUAUGGGCACUCGCUCGUCGAUACACUACGCAGGAGUUGUUGAAUGUCCCCACAACAUCGGUCUUUGCGGCAAAGGCACAUCCGGAUUCCAGCUCCAUCUUGCAGGUUUUGGGUACGGAGCUGGUUGUGACUGCUUCGCUGGACUCUGCAGGAAACAUCAGACGUGGUGCCUCUGCGGCCUUGCAAGAGCUCAUCGGACGCCAUCCGGACACGGUUGAGAAGGGAAUUGAAGUUGUGCAGACUGUUGAUUACCAUGCUGUUGCGAGAAGAUCGAGGGCCGUCGAAGAGGUAGCUAUCAAGGUGACAAAGCUAUCAAGUCAGUAUGGCGAAGCGCUCAUCGACGCCGUUCUAGGAUGGCGAGGCGUCGGGGACAUUGACGCUCAAUCUCGACGAGUUGCUGGAGCUGCCUUUGGCGCCUUGACCUCUGAGCUUGCCCAACUAGAUGCUACGCCAUCGUCGUCUCGGUUCCUCCUAGCGAUACACCUGGUCAUUGCGCGUAUACAGGCCCUUGUAAAGCGUCAGGUUGAAGAGCGCCACGCCUUGUUAUUGUGCUAUGCCUCUGUUCUGGACAUGGUUUCACAAACGCCCACAGCGGGGCAAGGAGAUGCUCAGAUUGAUUCAGCGCUGGUUCAAACUAUUCUCAGCUCUGUACAUGACAUUAUUGAAGACACCCGGGUCACAGAGUAUAGAAAGCCGGAGUUGGUUGCCGAAGGAGCCAGCCGCCUAGUCGUAUCUGCUCUCCCCAUAAUCCAAGCUGCCGUUCUCGGGAACCAGCCAGGCCCGGCAUGGAUGUCAGGGCACGCCCUUCCAUCUUCAUCCCGUUCACGAGAAUACAUAGCUUCGACGUCGAAAUUACUGAAGAAUGCCCCAUGCCACGAGCAAGUUGGAAAAUUACUCUCCGCUCUGAAGUCAGUUACGCCGACGUGGCUGGCCAGAAACGAGCCCGAGGCCGUCGAACCAGCCUCCGAAGCGGCACUGGUACUUCUGCUCUUCUCGACCAGCCAAGACCAAGAGAAGAUAAUUCAGGAAUGGGCUAUAACCGUCGCAACCAAACCUACUACAAGGACCGUGACCACCGGCCAAGGUUACUUCCAUGCAUUAGCCAUGGCCCAACCCCUCGCCGAGCAGCUUCGUCCUUCCGAUCCGGACGUGGCCUGCCAGGCACUUCUAGACCGAUGGGCAAAAGACGACGACAUCGACAUGAGAGUGACUCUCUUGCAAAGUCUAGUCCGUAGCCGUCUUUUGCGAGCACAGGCAAACGUGUUUCUAAGCCUGCUCGUUGACGGACUCAACGACUACACAACAAAUGCUCGCGGUGACGUGGGCUCACACACCAGGGUACAAGCUCUCAGGGCGGUCUGGAAGCUAUGGGGCGACGAAGCAAGCCCAGAUGCCAAGUCGGACGUCAUGAACACAUCUGCCAGGGAGCUGUUCCCGUGUAUUCUGCGCCUGGCAGCAGAGAAACUUGACCGUGUUCGCCCGGAAGCGCAAGCCGUAGUAGCCCUGAUGAUGAAGGAGAGCGACUCCGAGUCCUUUCGGUCCCUCACAUUUUCCUCAAAGGCCUACUUUGAGAGUCUACUCAAGCUGAUGCUGUCAGAUGCCCCAUCACCAGUCCUUGAGCCUUGCCAAGUAGACAGGUCAGCGUGGAUGGCAGAACUCAUGUCCGGGCUGGUCACGUCCGCCGACGCAGGAAAUGACGACCUGGUCAUUGCUAGCCGCGCAGCUCUCACGGAUUUCUGCGAGACGUCGCAACGGCACCUGGACAUGGUCUGCGACGCUCUCGCUCUGAACCUGCGUGCUCACUACGCGGAUGAUCGCAUCGCUGUGCCUACGCUGGAAAUCAUCGCGUUUCUGUUUCGCGUCGGUGUAUUCCACCGCAGCAGCGGGGUCAAUCUUCGCCACUUGUGCUUUUAUACGCAGAAGGCGGGCUACAAGUCGGGAAAUGUCCGCAAACUCUGGGCUUGUGUUAAGGUCUACAGCGGCGUGGCAAGCGUGCCUACGGGGAACCAAGGUGACGGACAAGAGGCGGCGCAGGCCGGGGUGAAGGAAGCCAGGAAGAGAUUGGGUGCUUUGAUGCACCACCCGUGGCCGCGGGUCAGGAGUGUCGUUGUAGAUGAGAUUUGGGGCUUGUCUGGCUUUGCUGAAGAUGAUGGCGCCAGGUUGACCAGCGUCGAUUGGUCUGCGGCUGGAAAGACGCAGAUUGAUGCUACAGUAAAGGCGUUGGGGCUGGGGUGA
Metarhizium brunneum ARSEF 3297 is the source of this 3663-nucleotide messenger RNA. The record is from RefSeq and is a predicted model, not a curated record. Lineage: Eukaryota; Fungi; Ascomycota; Sordariomycetes; Hypocreales; Clavicipitaceae.